Egretta garzetta (little egret) is the source of this 1335-nucleotide messenger RNA. It is a transcript of the gene TBX18, whose product is annotated as T-box transcription factor 18. Gene Ontology annotation, cellular component: nucleus. Lineage: Eukaryota; Metazoa; Chordata; Aves; Pelecaniformes; Ardeidae. Bases 1 to 1335 code for a protein of 444 amino acids. The record is from RefSeq and is a predicted model, not a curated record. Gene Ontology annotation, molecular function: RNA polymerase II cis-regulatory region sequence-specific DNA binding; DNA-binding transcription factor activity, RNA polymerase II-specific. The transcript has 6 exons. Gene Ontology annotation, biological process: cell fate specification; regulation of transcription by RNA polymerase II; somitogenesis.
AUGUUCAGGCGGAUGUUUCCCGCAAUGAGAGUGAAGAUCUCAGGUUUAGACCCACAUCAGCAGUAUUAUAUUGCUAUGGAUAUCGUGCCGGUGGAUAACAAAAGAUACAGGUACGUUUAUCACAGCUCCAAGUGGAUGGUGGCUGGUAAUGCUGACUCCCCAGUACCGCCUCGUGUCUAUAUUCACCCCGAUUCCCCUGCCUCUGGGGAGACGUGGAUGAGACAAGUGAUCAGCUUCGACAAACUGAAGCUUACCAAUAAUGAGCUGGAUGAUCAAGGGCAUAUUAUCCUUCACUCUAUGCAUAAAUAUCAGCCUCGGGUCCACGUCAUCCGAAAAGACUGUGGAGAUGAUCUGUCCCCUGUCAAGCCGAUCCCUUCAGGAGAAGGGGUGAAAGCCUUCUCCUUUCCAGAGACAGUUUUCACUACUGUCACAGCGUACCAAAAUCAACAGAUAACUCGUCUGAAGAUUGAUAGGAAUCCAUUUGCCAAAGGCUUUAGGGAUUCGGGACGUAACAGAAUGGGACUGGAAGCUCUGGUAGAGUCUUAUGCCUUCUGGAGACCUUCACUGAGGACACUUACAUUUGAAGAUAUACCUGGGAUACCCAAACAAGGAAAUGCAGGUUCCUCUACUUUACUCCAGGGAUCUGGCAGUGGAGUGCCAUCUACCCACCCUCACCUUUUACCGGGUUCCCCUUGCUCAUCUCCAGCUUUCCACCUGAGUCCCAACACUAGCCAGCUCUGUAGCCUUGCUCCAGCUGACUACACAGCUUGUGCCCGCUCAGGCUUGACCCUGAACAGAUACAGCACUUCUCUGGCUGAAACCUACAACAGGCUCACAAACCAAACCAGUGAGACAUUUGCACCCCCAAGGACUCCCUCCUAUGUCGGUGUGUCGAGUAGCACAACUGUGAAUAUGUCUAUGAGCGGCAAUGAUGGGGAUGCCUUCAGCUGCCCACAGACUGGCUUAUCUAUGCAGAUUUCAGGGAUGUCUCCACAGCUCCAGUACAUCAUGCCAUCCCCAUCCAGCAAUGCCUUUACCACUAACCAAACCCACCAAGGCUCCUACAACACGUUUAGACUGCACAGUCCCUGUGCGCUCUAUGGAUAUAACUUUUCCACAUCCCCUAAACUGGCUGCCAGUCCUGAGAAAAUCGUUUCUUCCCAAGGAAGUUUCUUGGGGUCCUCGCCAAGUGGAACCAUGACGGAUCGGCAGAUGUUGCCCCCCGUGGAAGGAGUGCACUUACUUAGCAGUGGGGGGCAGCAGAAUUUCUUUGACUCUAGGACCCUAGGAAGCUUAACACUCUCAUCUUCUCAAGUGUCUGCACAUAUGGUUUGA